AUGUCCUUCUUCCGCAUAACCCUCCACCGCUCCGCCAUCGGUCUGCCCAAGCGCACCCACGGCGUGCUCGCCGCCCUCGGUCUUCGUCGCCGCAACCAAACCGUCUUCCACCCCGUCGAGCCCCAAUUCGCCGGUAUGCUGAUGAAAGUCAAGGAGCUCGUGCGGGUAGAGGAAGUCCCCCACCGCUUGACCAAGCGGGAGCUGAAGGAUGAGCGCAAGCCGGACGCCGGGUUUGUGGUGGAGAAGCAAGUGAGACGGUUCAUCCCGGGCGUGGGAGUUCAGGACGAAGUGGAUUUCUCCAAAGUGGUGGAGGAGCUGAAGGCGCAGAAAGUUGAGAAUGUCGAAGGGGUGGAGAAGAUGGUGGUGGAGGGAGGGGCGGUGGUUAGGGAUGGUAAGAGGGCUGGGGAUCUGGGCGUGAGGACGAGAAGUGAUUGGGAGGCUAUUGGCAAGAUGAAGAGUGUUUUGCCCAAGGUUAAGGCUCUCUAA
Messenger RNA from Neurospora hispaniola, 486 nucleotides. RefSeq lists its product as uncharacterized. Gene Ontology annotation, biological process: translation. The transcript has a single exon. Bases 1 to 486 code for a protein of 161 amino acids. Lineage: Eukaryota; Fungi; Ascomycota; Sordariomycetes; Sordariales; Sordariaceae. The record is from RefSeq and is a predicted model, not a curated record. Gene Ontology annotation, cellular component: mitochondrion; large ribosomal subunit. Gene Ontology annotation, molecular function: structural constituent of ribosome.